Molecule: messenger RNA, 2295 nt
Organism: Impatiens glandulifera
Lineage: Eukaryota; Viridiplantae; Streptophyta; Magnoliopsida; Ericales; Balsaminaceae
Product: peptidyl-prolyl cis-trans isomerase CYP65
Exons: 11
Coding region: 205-1980 (591 amino acids)
Biological process (GO): protein polyubiquitination; protein peptidyl-prolyl isomerization; protein folding
Cellular component (GO): catalytic step 2 spliceosome
Molecular function (GO): peptidyl-prolyl cis-trans isomerase activity; ubiquitin-ubiquitin ligase activity
Source: RefSeq, a predicted model, not a curated record
CGGGUCACUGAAAGUUGAACAACGGAUAACUUUUGACGAAACAUAGAGAGGAGCUGAAGGCGGCGGCGCGGCGGUUUCGAUCUGAAUAGUUAAAGAAGAAGACGGCACCAGUUUCUUCCUGAACUAUUUUCUCUUUCAAUUGGUGCGAACUUGAGGAGGUAGAACAGGUGAAGCUCUACUUUUUGGUAAAUCGGAGAGCACGAAAUGGGGAAGAAGCAACACAGCAAGGAUCGUAUGUUCAUCACAAAGACGGAAUGGGCCACCGAGUGGGGCGGCGCCAAAUCCAAAGAGAAUCACGCCCGCUUCAAGAGCCUCCCUUUCUAUUGCUGCGCUCUCACGUUUACUCCAUUCGAGGAUCCAGUAUGUACACAGGAUGGCAUCGUCUUCGACGUAAUGAACAUAAUCCCUUACAUCAGGAAGUUUGGUAAACAUCCUGUUACAGGCGCUCCAUUCAAGCAAGAGGAUCUCAUUCCCCUUACUUUUCAUAAGAAUUCUGAAGGUGAAUUUCAUUGUCCAGUGUUGAACAAGGUUUUCACAGAAUUCACGCACAUAGUGGCUGUAAAAACUACUGGAAAUGUGUUUUGCUACGAGGCAAUCAAAGAACUAAAUAUUAAAACUAAGAAUUGGAAGGAGCUUCUAACCGAUGAACCAUUCAAAAGAGAAGACAUUAUAACAAUACAGAAUCCCAAUGCGAUCGAAAGUAGGGUUCUUGUGGAUUUUGAUCAUGUUAAAAAUGACUUGAAAGUUGAAGAUGAAGAACUUCAAAAAAUGAGUUCAGAUCCAACCUACAAUAUUAAUGUCACUGGAGACAUCAAACAAAUGUUGAAAGAACUUGGGACUGAAAAAGGAAAGGAACUUGCAUUGCAUGGAGGAGGUGGAAGCAAGGCACAGAAUGAAAGAGCUGCUGCUCUUGCUGACAUUUUGGCUGCGAGAUCACGCAUCAAGGAAGAUCCCAAAUCAAAAAAAAAUGGUGAGACUAAAGCUGGUUUUAGUGUUGUAGAUGCUGCUUCUGCAGCAGUUCAUGGAAGAAGUGCAGCAGCAGCCAAGUCUGCAGCUAGUGAUAAAACUGCUGCUCGGAUUGCCAUGCACAUUGCCGGUGAGAGGACUCCUGUAAACACCAAAAUGGUGAAGAGCCGUUUUACCACUGGUGCUGCUUCAAGAUCAUUCACUUCAACUGCAUAUGAUCCUGUUACGACAAAUGAUUUUGAAUAUGUUGCUGCUGAGAAAAAUCCCAAAAAGAAAGGUUAUAUUCGGCUCAAUACCACGCAUGGUGAUUUGAACAUUGAAUUACACUGUGAUUUAGCACCAAGGGCGUGUGAAAACUUCAUUACACUAUGUGAGCGUGGCUACUAUAAUGGAGUGACUUUUCAUAGGAGCAUAAGGAAUUUUAUGCUCCAAGGUGGCGACCCUACUGGAACUGGAAGAGGCGGAGAGUCCAUUUGGGGGAAGCCGUUCAAGGAUGAGUUAGAUUCUAGGUUGGUUCACUCAGGAAGAGGUGUUGUAAGCAUGGCAAACAGUGGACCACAUACAAAUGGCUCACAAUUUUUCAUCCUUUAUAAGUCAGCAAAUCACUUGAAUUUCAAGCACACAGUUUUUGGCCAAGUUGUAGGUGGGUUGACAACCCUUUCAGUAAUGGAAAAGGUUGCAGUUGAUGAUGAUGACAAACCUUUGGAAGAUAUUAAAAUAACUAGUGUGACAGUGUUUGUCAAUCCAUAUACUGAACCUGAUGAAGAAGAUGAGAAGGAGAAACAAGAAAUAGAAGAAAAGGCUGACGGAGAAAAUGAGAAGAUGGGCUCAUGGUUUAGUAAUCCUACCGAAGUGCAAGUUGGCGGUGGUGGUGUUGCCAAAUAUUUGAAAACAAGGAAUCAACAAGCUGUUAUUUCUGCUGAAGUUACUGCCACUGAAACUGAGACAGUGGCUGGUGCCAAGAAAAGGAAACUAGCUGGUACCUUAGAAUAUAAAAAUUUCUCUAUGUUUUAACGUUUAUUCACAUCCAUGUGAAGAUUUCUCGAAACAUGCUGAGCUGUAAAGAUAUAAAAUGCUUUGGAGUUCAUUCCUUAUAAAAAUCAACACAAUUGAUUGUGUAGGAUGGAUUAGUCUAUUUCCCAUGUUGUAUAAGCUUUAGAAACAGAAGGAAGUGAAGCAUUGGACCUAAUCAAUCUUCUUUAAGAAUAUUUCAAAUGAAAAUCAAGAGAUUUUCUCCCCUCUAUCCUUCCUUUUUGUGAUCAGAUGUGGAAAUGUCAAUGUAGCACAGUAGCAUAAUGUCAGCACUUUUUUUUCCAUAUUUUUUCGAGU